CUGUAGCAAUAUUAUGGCCGGAUUUACCUGCGCGUUACCGGAGACCUUACCCAUUUAAAGCUGAUUUAAAGCGCAUUAUCACACUAUUGUACACAUGUGGUACGGUUGGUAGCUGUAUUACGACCAGGGUUCAGUCAUUCAGGAAGCCGAGGCUCAUCUCUCAGCUGCUGAUGGAGCACAUCCGACUACCAAAGGUGGAGAGUGUCAGGCUGCUCGACAGAGUCUCCCCCAGAAGAAGCAGGGUGGGCACCCUCUACCUGACAGCCACACACACCAUCUUUGUGGAGAACGAGGCUGGAGUGCGCAAUGAAACAUGGGUGCUUCACAGUUUGGUGUUUAGUGUGGAGAAACAAGGCGCCUCCGCCUCAGGAUGUCCUCUAAUCAUUCACUGCAAGAACUUCCAGGUUCUUCAUUUCGUCCUACCUCGAGAGCGGGAGUGCCAUGAUGUUCAGUUGUCACUACAGCGUCUCUCCCAGCCAGAGAGUUACGAGGAGCUGUAUUGCUUCUCCUAUAAGCCUAACGUUGAUGAGGAGGAGAGACGGCAGGAAUGGGACUUCUUGGGCCUCAAGGCUGAUUACAGCAGAAUGGGACUCCCAAACUCCCUGUGGAAACUCUCUCCAGUCAACCGACACUACAAGGUGAGUGACACUUACCCAGCUGACCUGUUUGUACCCGAGUCUGCCACACCCCCGGUCAUAGUGGGAAGCUCCAAGUUCAGAAGCAGAGGCAGAUUUCCUACUCUGUCAUACUACUCCAAAGAAAAUCAUGCUGCCAUCUGCCGUAGCAGCCAGCCGCUGUCAGGUUUCAGUGCUCGCUGCCUGGAGGAUGAACAGAUGCUGGAGGCCAUCUUGAGGUCCAAUCCCCGCAGCGACUUCAUGUAUGUGGUGGACACCAGGCCUAAGCUGAAUGCAAUCGCAAACCGAGCUGCAGGAAAAGGCUACGAAAACGAAGACAACUACUCCAACAUUAAAUUCCAGUUCCUCGGUAUCGAGAACAUCCACGUUAUGAGAAACAGCCAACAAAAAAUGCUUGAAGUGUGUGAGCUUCGUUCCCCCUCCAUGUCCAACUUCCUGGAAGGUCUGGAGAGCUCAGGCUGGCUGAAGCACAUCAAAGCUGUUUUGGAUGCAGGCAUCUUCAUCGCCAAGGCUGUUGCAGAGGAGGGAGUCAGUGUCCUGGUUCACUGUUCGGACGGUUGGGACCGCACUGCCCAGGUGUGUUCAGUGGCCUGUGUGCUGCUGGAUCCUUACUACAGGACCCUCAGAGGACUCAUGGUUCUCAUUGAGAAGGACUGGAUCUCAUUUGGACACAAGUUCUCUCACAGAUGCAACCACCUGGUUGGAGACCCUAAAGAGGUAUCUCCCAUCAUCGACCAGUUCCUGGAGUGCGUGUGGCAGCUUAUGGAGCAGUUCCCCUGUGCCUUUGAGUUCAACGAGAGGUUCCUCAUCACCAUUCACAGCCACAUCUACUCCUGCCAGUAUGGCAACUUCAUUGGCAACAACCAGCGGGAGAGGAUAGAGCUAGGAUUGCGUGAGAGGACUCACUCUUUGUGGAGUUAUCUUUGGACGAACCAGGCAGACUACAUCAACCCUCUGUACCGACCAGACCACAGCCAGACACAGGGGCUCCUCCGGCCAUCUACCGCCCCCUACUGCUUUAAGUUUUGGAGAGGGCUGUACAACCGCUUUGACCGAGGGAUGCAUCCUCGACAGUCUGUGGAGGAUUACCUGAGUGCCAUCCAAGAGGAGACGCAGCAGCUCGAGGAGCAACUUGCUUCACACAAGCAGAAAAUUGCUCAACUGGAGCAGGAGCAAGGGUGGAGGAGUGUCACCCAGAAAGCAGCCGUCUUUGAUAAGAGCCCUACAGCGUGGGCUCGCGGUGACGAUCUCAGUCUGGCCAACACCCCUCAGGACUACACCGGGGGCUUCCUCACCAGCAGCCCCUGUCAGCCCAAAACGCCAGACAGCAGCCUGAUCCUCUUACCCAAGGACUUGAACCAAACAUCUGAAUCCAACCUCUCCAACGGCAGCGACCAGGAGUCGGGGAUUGCAGACCUGAGCUGCCGUUCGCCCCUCAGCGAGGACAGCACCAGGGAUCCAGACUCCGAUGAGGCUGCCUACUCAGCUGCCUGAGCAAGUGUAGCAUUUGGUGGAAGGUGCCGCACCGACCAGCCUUCCAUGGGGCCACUGAACAAAUACUUCCUUUUACAUUCACCAAGUAACCCCAACUAUUGGCUAACUUCAGUGAAAAGUCUUAUUCAGGGUUACACAAUUGACUUGUACUUUUGUUUGCAUGUAGUGUGGCAGAUUCUCCCUGUUGCCACAUACAUACUAGUAGCUGUUCACUGUAGCUGACCACAUUUUACUCCUUACCCCGCUAAAAGAAAUUUAAGAUAAUAAAAGUAAGCAGAUUAUUGUCUGUUGAUGGCAGAAUGAAACCAUAAGAGUGUACACAGAGUUUACACAUAGUUAAAUGCUUCCAGGGAGACACAGAGAUAUAAAGAAAGUGUCGUCUCGUAAAAUUAACGAUGAGCAAUUUAGCUGUGUAUGCUUGCUUUUUACUAUUGUCUUCCAUGUACUUAGUUUAUUAAUUAGGCAUUUGGCUUUAUAAUGUGAACACCAAGGACUUGAAAUAGUCAGCAGCACUUUGAUAUUGCAUUUAUUAAGCAACAUGAAACAAUAACAGAGCUCCAAAGAGACAAAACCAUUAUUUUAGGUGCAUUGAUAUUAAAGACUGUUAAUUAUUUAACAAAUUGGAACAGAAUUAAACAGAUCAAAUAAUGACAACAAAUAGAAAAACAGCACAUUGAAGCUCAUCAAGGAUAUGUCAAAUGUGUACAGAUUAUAGGCUGUCGACACGUGCUGCUAAAUGUAAUUCAGAAUGACUCAUCUUUGUAGCAGUGUUAGCAAACAUUUAUCUCUGCAAGUCCUUUUUCCAUAAAGUAUUUUGGUUGUUUUGUCUAAUAUCUGUUUUUAAAUGCUGUCGCACCUCAUGGUCGCUGCUACUCGGAGGCAGUCUGGAUUCAAGAUUUCAGUCUGGCCUGGAAAGAGCAGCAGUAAUCCUGUGAUUCAAAUGGAAAUGUAGCAGUGUUUUGUACCCCUAAGGACAUGUUGUGACUGUACUAGACUCCCUCAGAACGCCACAGUGACCUCAGCUGGGUGUUUGGAGUCAUUACACUACAAUAACCAGUGAUUUAAAUGUGGUUGGCACCUGUAUUUUAACUGCAUACACAAUAUCAUGGGAUAUUUCCACUGCAAGAUGUGAAUAAUAAGCGUUCACAAGGAAACCGUAUACAUUUCUGUCCAUAAUAUUUCAAUCCAAAGUUCUUUUACAAAAGGGAAUCUGCUGUCCGCUGGUAUAAAGUGCACAGAGUAAAUAAUAUGGCUACUGAGCACUGAACCAGCAGAGGGGAACAUGUGAAAACAAAUAUACCGACUGAUCUUACAGGAUAUCGGAGUAUUUGUGCCACCUUGACUAUAAAAUUAAAACUGCUGACUUUAAUAGUGUAGUACACAUUAGGCGCACUCCAAUACCGCAACUGGACAAUGCAGAGUUAUCGAGAAAAGCAUGUUAACAUAUUUUUGUACUAUGACUUCUUUAUUUUUUUUUUUUUUUGGACUGCUUUAAUGCAUGUUUUUACUUGUGUCCAGUCAUAAUGAAUUCAGAUCUUGUAUGAAAGAAAGAGCUUUGUUUGUUCAGGUGGAAUAAGAGCCAAAUUUGUCAAACUGCAAAGUUGUGUAAUUUGUGUUUUCUUUUGAAAUAAAUAAAUU
Molecule: messenger RNA, 3767 nt
Organism: Morone saxatilis (striped sea-bass)
Lineage: Eukaryota; Metazoa; Chordata; Actinopteri; Moronidae
Gene: mtmr7a
Product: myotubularin related protein 7a
Exons: 14
Coding region: 171-2129 (652 amino acids)
Biological process (GO): dephosphorylation
Molecular function (GO): phosphatase activity
Source: RefSeq, a predicted model, not a curated record